GCGGAAUCACCGCACCCAACGUCGCCUUCGAUGCCGCGGCCUCAAGAUGAAUCGUCGACGGAACCAAUUCAGGCGUUGCCCGCUGCGGCCUCGGCCGCCAAGUUCUCGUACAUGAGGCACUCGACCUCGACCAUCGAGCCGUUCCCGACUUCUCCCUCCGACUCCUCGCUCGUCUUUCGCAGAUCGAACCCUUCUGCUGCUUCUCUCUACGCCUCGACGCUGUCGCCGCCCGGCUCCAGGUCCAUGUCACCUGCAGGCCGAGGAUCUCCGUCACGGAUUCUGUCGGGCACAGUGUUUGAUCUUGGUCAGAACCGGGCACUGCCGGAGAAUGUCGGGGACGACCCGAGCGAGCCACUGAAUCUCAUCUUAAAGGCCUUCGUGCCUCAUGUGUCCGUCUAUGCCUCGCGGGAUACGGAGGCUUUGAUUCGCGAAAAGGGCUUUCAGCAUGGGUUGUGGGAGCUGUUACGACCGUUUGGCGAGAACAUCCAGGGCAAGGUCAACAUUAGGGACAGCAACGGCAUUGGACGAAUAGUGGAGGACUUUUCCAUACGUUUCACACGAUUCGGCGAGAACAUUGAGCGCCCCGAUGCUCUGACAUCUGGAUCCCAGCAAGCCCAGGCGCCGCGGAGUCAAAAUGGAGCUCCGGAAAGAGAUGCCGGAAAACGGUCAGCUAUCAACGACAUUGAAUCUGUUGUCGAACGCCACCUCUCUUACGCGGAGGAAUCAUUCCUUGGAAUGCCACAUCAGAGCAUCAUGACGAAGAACGGCUCUGAUUCCGAGGCAGCUUCUCCAUACUAUGCUUUGUAUCUGCGGCGUCUUUUGUCGGGUUUACCCAUCUCGCCCCACGAGACGUUUGCUCACCCUGUUGCCUGCAUCAUAGCGAUCAGCUCCCGCAAUCCAGCCCCGAUUGAAGAGCUUCGGCGCCUCUACAGCGAAACCAGUCAGGGCGAGAGGAGGCUGCCCUCAUGGGUCGAUGGAGAUUAUCUGAGGUACUACGUUUUGGUCCACGACGAGGAGAACGACGACAUUGCACGAUCCAUGGGAUUGUUUGAGCAGAUGAAGCGACAUCUAGGGCUUCAUUGCCAUCUGUUGAGGCUACGAUGCAGUCAGAGCGUGGAGACGGAUGAUGACAACAUACCUCUUCCCCGAAGCGACUGGAUGUCGGCUGCUGAAGAGUUGGCAGAGAUUCGCCGAAGCGAGAACGAUGAAGACUUUGAGGAUCCGUCACGGUACAUUUUUGAGUCUGACGCGACAGCCAUCCGCACUUUUGUCCGCGAGAUGGUGACGCAGUCGAUUAUCCCUACCAUGGAGCGGCACGCCACCAUCUGGAACGACCAAGUUGCGUCGAGGCGCAGAGGACUGACGGGAAGGUUCAUGAAUCUGUCAAAGAGGUUCUCCGUGUUUGGUAGUAACUCACGGAGUUCUUCAAGCGGCGCCAGCACAAGCAAAGACGGCUACGAUCCCUCAGGCUUCUACCAGGCCGAUACGUCAGAGGCCAUCAUGCGGAAGCUGGCCGAUUUUGCCUUUAUGCUGCGCGACUGGAGAUUGGCUCAUUCUACAUAUGAUCUGCUGCGGUCCGAUUUCAGCGAAGCAAAGGCCUGGAAAUACCACGCCGCAGCGAAUGAGAUGGCAGCCAUCAGCCUUCUUCUUAUGCCACAGCAGCUGACGUCCAAAAGCCGCGCGGAGACUGUCGACCAAAUGCUGGAGUCGGCAUUCUAUUCUUAUAACACACGGUGCAGCUCCCCGUAUGGAGCGACAAGGACGCUGAUCCUGGCGCAAGAGCUUCUGAGGCUCAGGGGAGGAUCCAGCAUCGAUGACGCUGCACGAUGGUGUACCCGACUUCUGGAAUCCAAGAUCCUGGGCAGCAUCGGAGAUGCGCUGCUCAAGGAGCGACUGGCCAUCUGCUAUGGCUCCAAGUCGGGCGUCGGUAGCUGGAGCUGGGGCAGCCGACGGCGGAAAUCAGCAGCCUGGAGCGUCUUUGCGGCGAGGGCUUGGGCCCAACAGUCCAAGUACAUCCCCGCGCAGCGAUGCCUCAACGAAGCCAAAAGGAUGUACGAAACGCUGCCACAUGGCCAGGGCAUAUCCCGGUUCGCCAUUGCGCGAGAGACCAUGGACUCUCUGCAGCGAGAACUAACGGAGAAGCUGGAGUUUCCUCUUGGGCAUGACAGGGGUAUGCCGGAGGAUGUGGUCGAUGGCGGCAUAGAUGAGGAGAGCGAGGCGUUGGUGGACACACGCUCGAGGAGAGCGAGCAACCUAGCACGAGGCGGGACGGAGACGGCACCACUGCACAAUGAGGAAAUGAGCAAAGAUACCAACGAAGAUAUAGAUAAAGAGGGUUUUGCAUAGGACAAGGGAUUGGGUAUGACGGG
Molecule: messenger RNA, 2369 nt
Organism: Trichoderma citrinoviride
Lineage: Eukaryota; Fungi; Ascomycota; Sordariomycetes; Hypocreales; Hypocreaceae
Product: cis-golgi transport protein particle complex subunit
Exons: 2
Coding region: 31-2346 (771 amino acids)
Biological process (GO): endoplasmic reticulum to Golgi vesicle-mediated transport; protein localization to phagophore assembly site
Cellular component (GO): TRAPPIII protein complex; cytoplasmic vesicle; phagophore assembly site
Source: RefSeq, a predicted model, not a curated record